AGUCAGUUGGAAGGAAACCGUGCUCGUGAUCAGACAUAAAGUUAAGCCACCUUCUUGGAAAUUUAAAAAAUCGUAACCCAUAUAUUGGACAUAAAAAGAGGUGACAUUUUACAAAUUGUGCAAUAAAUGAGAUUAUUCUGGGAAUUUAAAGCCAUAAUUUGAUUUGGAUAUACUUAAAAUAAGAUUAUUGAGAAGGAAGAAAAAAGAAAUUUUAAGUGUGAAAGUUGAGAGAGAAAAAAAAUUAAUUUCUUAUAAGCAGAAAGUCACAAAAAAUAAGCAAGCAAGCAGCAGUAAAGAGAAAAGAAAGAAAAAUGAAAAUGUGGUUGUGAUCGUUUGGAUAUCUUUGGCUCAUGCCAAUGUAUUGCAUAUAGCAGAGCAAUAAAAGAAAAUAAUAAGUAUUUAUACUUUUGUGAAAGGUUUUUAUUUCAAUCACAUUAUUACGACAAACAAACGACAUCCAGCUCAAAGAGUGAAGAACAAACAUUAUAUUUCGCGUGAGAGAUACAUCAACGAGGAGUAUAGAGGAAUAUCAUAACAAAAAUUAAUAGCUUAAUAACAACAAAAAAAUUGCGCGAAUAAGGAAAAAAAGACGGUGACAAAUACAAGAUAAACGAUGUCUGCAAUCAGACAUCGGCCGCUUCAGGCAGGACCUGGCGGUGAGAGCGAUGAUGGAAAUUUUUCGGAUGAUGAGAGCACACCACUCACCCACGAUAUUUAUGGUGGCAGUACGCGUACAGUCCAAGAAACAAAAGGAUGGGAUGUGUUUCGAGAUCCACCGAUCAAAAUCGAUUCCGGUUCAAUGGCCAAUCAGGCAUGCAUGGAAAUAACGGCGAAAAUACUUAAAAUUGUCGCUUAUGUAAUAACAUUUAUACUUGUUCUAUGUGGAGGCGUUAUUGCAAAAGGCUGUGUACUUUUUAUGUCUGCUCAAUUAAAGCGCGAUAGAAAAAUUCAAUAUUGUAAUAAAGAUUUGGCGCGCGAUAAGCAAUUUAUAGCAAUUUUACCCGAAGAGGAACGAGUCGCGUGGAUGUGGGCAGUAAUAAUUGCAUUUGCUGUGCCUGAAAUUGGUGCAUUUAUCAGAUCUGCUCGUAUAUGUUUCUUCAAAUCAUGGAAAUUACCACAAAAGUCACAUUUUCUGUUCAUAUUUCUCAUGGAGACGUUCCAUGCUGCCGGAUUAGUUCUGCUUCUUUUUGUUGUUCUUCCAGAACUCGACUCUGUUAAAGGUGCAAUGUUGACGAACUGUGUAUGUGUCAUACCCGGUAUUCUUGGCCUUUUAUCUCGCACAUCAAAGGAAGGUAAACGAGCUGCAAAAGUAUUAGUGGAUUUAGCAGCUGUUGCUGGACAAGUUACAAGUUUUGUUGUAUGGCCAUUACUUGAAGAUCGUCCCGUAUUAUGGAUGAUACCUGUCUCAUGUGUAAUGAUUUCAUGUGGAUGGUGGGAGAAUUAUGUAUCCAUACAAAGUCCAUUCUCGAUGGUUCGUGCAUUGGGACGUGUAAAGGAAGACUUAAGAUAUACAAGAUACUUUGCUUACAUGUUCUUGUCUGUAUGGAAGAUCAUGAUCUUUGUCUUUACUAUUAUUGUACUACAAUGGUUUGAGGGUGAUGACCCAACAAACAUCUUCAGUCUAUUUAGUAAAGGCUUCGGUCCACACAAGAUUGUUGUUGAAGAAUUAACAACGUCCUUCGGCAAGUCACUUCCUGAUCUUAUUGAUCCAUCACAAAUUGGAGAUAUUAUACAGAUUGAUGCAUCAUACAACACAGUUAUUCAUGUGCUCAUAAUUCAAAUUCUUGCUGCUUAUGUUUGCUACAUAUUCGGAAAGUUUGCAUGUAAAAUCUUAAUUCAGGGCUUCAGUUAUGCAUUUCCAGUUAAUCUAACAAUUCCAAUUUCAAUAUCAUUGUUAAUCGCUGCAUGUGGUAUUCGUAGCAGUGAUCCAUGCUUCUAUCACGGAACCAUACCCGAUUAUUUGUUUUUCGAAAGUCCACCCGUUUUCAAACUCAGCGAUUUAGCAUCUAAGCAAAUGGCGUGGGCAUGGCUCUUAUGGUUAUUCUCGCAAUUUUGGAUUACACUACACAUAUGGAUGCCAAAAUGUGAGCGUUUAGCAACAACGGAAAAAUUGUUUGUAUCACCUAUGUACAAUGCUAUUUUAAUCGACCAGUCUAUGGCACUUAAUCGUCGACGUGACGAUCAAGCUGAUGUAAAAACUGAGGAUCUUGCAGAAAUUGAGAAAGAAAAAGGCGAUGAAUAUUAUGAGACAAUAUCUGUCCACACAGAUGGGUCUGCAAUGCCUAAAUCAAAUGUCAAAUCGAGUGAUCAUAUUACGAGAAUUUAUGCUUGUGCAACUAUGUGGCAUGAGACAAAAGAUGAGAUGAUAGAGUUCUUAAAGUCUAUCUUGCGACUUGAUGAAGAUCAAUGUGCACGUCGUGUGGCUCAAAAAUAUUUGAGAAUUGUCGAUCCUGAUUAUUAUGAAUUUGAAACUCACAUUUUCUUCGAUGAUGCUUUUGAAAUUUCUGACCACAGUGAUGAUGAUAUUCAAGUUAAUCGAUUCGUUAAGCUUCUCGUCACAACUCUCGAUGAAGCCGCGUCAGACGUCCAUCAAACGCAAAUUCGCUUAAGAGCACCGAAGAAAUAUCCAGCUCCAUAUGGUGGACGACUUGUAUGGACAUUACCUGGAAAGACAAAGAUGAUUGCCCAUUUGAAAGAUAAGGACCGUAUUAGGCAUCGUAAGCGAUGGUCACAAGUUAUGUAUAUGUACUAUUUGCUUGGUCAUCGAUUAAUAGAAUUGCCAAUCAGUGUUGACAGAAAAGAUUGUAUUGCUGAAAAUACUUACCUUUUGACACUUGACGGUGACAUUGAUUUCCAACCUAGUGCUGUAACACUUCUUGUUGAUUUGAUGAAAAAGAAUAAAAACCUGGGAGCUGCUUGUGGACGUAUUCAUCCUGUUGGAUCAGGUCCAAUGGUGUGGUAUCAAAAAUUCGAAUAUGCUAUUGGUCAUUGGCUGCAAAAAGCUACUGAACAUAUGAUUGGAUGUGUACUCUGUUCGCCUGGAUGUUUCUCACUUUUCCGUGGUAAAGCUUUGAUGGAUGAUAAUGUCAUGAAGAAAUACACAACAAGAUCUGAUGAAGCUCGUCAUUACGUACAAUACGAUCAGGGAGAAGAUCGUUGGUUAUGUACAUUAUUGCUACAAAGAGGAUAUCGUGUCGAAUACUCAGCUGCUUCAGAUGCCUAUACUCAUUGUCCAGAAGGAUUUAAUGAGUUCUACAAUCAACGUCGUCGUUGGGUACCGUCUACGAUUGCUAACAUUAUGGACUUGCUUGUUGAUUAUAAAAGAACAAUUGAGGUCAAUGACAACAUUUCAUUGCUGUAUAUAUUUUAUCAAAUGUUGUUGAUGGGCGGUACAAUCCUCGGUCCUGGUACGAUAUUUCUUAUGUUGGUGGGGGCUUUCGUCGCUGCUUUUCGUAUUGACAAUUGGACUUCAUUCUACUACAACAUUAUUCCUAUAUUCUUGUUCAUGUUCGUCUGUUUCACAUGCAAAUCAAAUAUCCAAUUACUUCUGGCACAAAUUCUAUCAACAUUAUAUGCGCUUAUUAUGAUGGCUGUAAUUGUCGGUACUGCGUUACAGUUAGGCGAGGACGGUAUUGGAAGUCCAUCAGCUAUUUUCUUGAUGUCUAUGGUGGGGUCGUUCUUUAUAGCGGCGUGUCUGCAUCCUCAAGAGUUUUGGUGUAUAGCAGCCGGUAUCAUUUAUUUACUUUCCAUUCCAUCUAUGUACUUGCUCUUGAUUCUCUACUCAAUCAUCAACCUGAAUGUCGUCUCAUGGGGAACACGUGAAGUCGUCGCUAAGAAAACAAAGAAAGAACUUGAACAAGAAAAGAAAGAGGCAGAAGAGGUGCAAAAGCAAGCCAAACAAAAAUCACUUCUCGGAUUUCUUCAAGGCGGUGUUGGUUCUAGUAAUGAUGAAGAAGGUUCUAUCGACAUUUCAGUUGCUGGCUUAUUCAGGCUUCUUUUAUGUACACAUGGAAAGACGAGUGAUGAAAAGGCACAAUUGAUUCAUAUUGCUGAGUCAUUGGAUACAAUGAAGAAGAAGAUUGAUAGCAUUGAGAGACAUAUUGAUCCUCAUGUUGGUCAUCAUGGAAGGAGGAGAACUGCAUCAACUGGAUCAAAAGAUCAUCAUUUAGGAUCUGUUGCUGAGGUUGCUUCCGAAGAGGAUAGCAGCAGUAAUGAAGAUUCAGAAUCGGACACAUCAACAGCACCACAAAAUGAAAGAGAUUUUCUUACAAAUCCAUACUGGAUUGAAGAUGCGGAGUUGAAAAAGGGUGAAGUUGAUUUCCUGUCGAGUGCUGAAGUACAGUUCUGGAAGGAUUUGAUUGAUAAAUAUUUAUAUCCAAUUGAUCAAGAUAAGGCAGAACAGGCACGUAUUGCUCACGACUUAAAAGAUUUGAGAAAUUCCUCAGUCUUUGGAUUUUUCAUGAUUAAUGCCCUCUUUGUCCUCAUUGUGUUCUUGUUGCAAUUAAACAAGGAUAAUUUACAUGUUAAAUGGCCCAUCUCUGCUCGUAUUAAUGUUACCUAUGAUGAAGUCACCCAAGAGGUUCAUAUCUCGAAAGAAUAUCUUCAACUUGAACCAAUCGGUUUGGUCUUUGUGUUCUUCUUUGCAUUGAUUUUGAUUAUUCAGUUUACUGCUAUGUUGUUCCAUCGUUUUGGAACUAUAUCGCACAUUUUGGCAUCAACUGAAUUGAACUUAACAUGCAACAAGAAGAGCGAGGAAUUGUCACAAGAUGCUCUGAUAGAUAAGCACGCGGUAGAAAUUGUCAAAAAUCUACAACGACUGCAAGGUAUCGAUGGCGAUUAUGAUAAUGAUUCGGGAAGUGGACCGGAUCGAAUAGCACGUCGAAAAACAAUUCAGAAUCUCGAAAAGGCACGACAACCACGUCGACAAAUUGGCACGCUUGAUGUGGCCUUUAAGAAACGUUUCCUUAAAUUGACAGCUGCCAAUGAGGAGAAUAAUGUAGGAACUCCAAUUUUGACAAGACGUAUGACAAUGAGAGCUGAAACAAUUAGAGCAUUGGAGGUUCGAAAGAACUCUGUUAUGGCUGAGAAGAGGAAAUCUCAGAUGCAAACUUUAGGAGCUAAUAAUGAAUAUGGAAUUACAGGAAAUCAUAAUAACAAUCUCCAACUGCCAAGUCGUCCAGUACGUAGUUCAAAUGCCGGCAUGAGUGUUAAGGAACUCUUCAACGCAAAUGGCGCUGCAAAUCAUACAAUUUAUGGCGCAACAGGUGCUGUAAAUCAAGCCUAUGAGCAUGUAGAAGAAGAAGAUGGAAAUUCAAUACGAUUAACACCUAGAAAUCAAUCGUCAUGGGCCACGAAUUCGUCAAGUACUCAACGACUGUAGGAAAUUAAAUUAUAAAUAGCAAUUAUACUCAAAUUUAAAAAAAAAAUGAAAUGAAAUUAAUCAUGUGAUUCAAUUUUAAAUAAGAUAAUUAAAAAUUUUCAAAGAGAAAUUAAUGUUGAAAUUUCAACUACAACAUAAUUUAGUCAUUGCAAACUGCCGUCCAUCAAAUAAAUGAAAUUUUAUAUAUAUAUUAAAUGUUUUAUUGAUAUUAAGAAAUACUCAAAUGAUUUUUGUAAAGAAAUAAUCGAUUGAAUUCAGGGCUGAUGAUUGAUAUUGUCUUGAAUUACGGGAUUGGAGUUGACAGAUCUAUAGAUCCUUAGUUUGUUGUCAAGAGAUUAUAGAUUAUGCUACAAUUUAUGUAAGAAAUUUGAGUACUGAAUUUAAAGAUAUUUAGUGCCUUAAAUUAGCUUAGCAGCUUAAAUUUAUUAUUUAAAAAAAUUCUAUCGUUUUUGAGCUUUUUUAGUUCAAAUAGUUUAUAGAGCUAGUACCUUCGCACCUACUCAAUUUAUGGUAUGAAAAAUUAUGUCGUAUACGUACUUAAAUGUUAAGAAAACUUAAACUUUCUUUUAAAAUGUAACUACAGUAAUGCACUUUCGGACCCAAAUUUUUCCGCUUUUAGAUUUAUCUGACCGAUGUCUGCUUAUUUUCUUAAAAAAUUUCCAAUUUAAAUUUUAAGUAGCAUUUUUUAUUUCAAAAUUGCAUUAGAAAUUGUAAGUCUUUUAAACCCAUGAAAUUAAUGUGUGCAAGAUCCAAUUUGAAUUAGGAAUCGAAGUCAAACAUUUCAUAAGAUUUCUUACCUAAACCAUCCGUAGCUGAUUCUUUAAGUCACUCUGGAUACUAUCCAUAUUAUUUUACUCAAUAAAUCUACAAAUACUCCAAAACAGCAUUAAAUUAAGACCCACUCGAUCACCAGCUCUGGCAACCACAUGCAAAUAAUUCAUCCGCACAUAUUGUUGUAAGCAGAAAGUCUGAUAAAAUUUCUUUUUUUUAUAAAUGUUAAUGUCAUAACGUAAUUAUGCGCUGCCGUCAAAUCUUUCAAGCUUUUUAUCUCAUUUAUGUGAUUUUUUUUCGACAGUAAGAGUUGAUUAUUGAUGAAAGAUGACUCCUGAUUAGUAACUUAUCUAAAAGCAUGAAUUUUGUUGACAUGCUGUCUGUUGACUACAUGAAAAUUAAAUAAUCAAAUUAUUGAAUCUCAUUCCAAAUCUACUGUCAAAAAAAUCACUUCCACAGCUUUUGUAGAAAUUUUUUUUAAAAAAAUAAUUUUCCUGCCAUUUUUUUACGUAAAGAAAUUUUUUAUUUUUCACAUUUAUUUUACUAUGCAAACUUUAUUGUAAUUAUUAUUGAAAAGAAAUAAAUCGACAAGAACUUAAGAAAUUUGUAAAAUAAGAAGAAAUAAAGAGGAAGAAAUUUAGACAAAAUUAAUAUUUUUUUUUCAUUUUAGCCAUAAUAAUAGCUUAUUAAGUCAAACCUAGAACAUCCUUCACCCACCUUAACCAGUACCUCAUUAAAACUAAUCUGACUACGCUCUUAUUCCAAUCCAAAUGGCCAAUAAGACAGCAAAAAUACUAAGUUUUAAUGUUGAUCCACUAUCUGGAGUUGUUGUUGGAAUUUCUGUUGAUGAAGAUGACAGUGCAGUUGUAGAAUCUGUUGUUGUUGUAGGAGGAGUAGGAGUAGUUAUAUCAAAUUCUCUUUCAAGUAGCUUAACAACCAAACUCAACUGUUUAGAGUUAAGUGGCAGUUCCUGAUCGCUUAAACGUUGACUUGUGACCUUAACAGCUUCAUCAGUAUCUCCUUUAACCAAACCUGUGUAAUUUAAAUUCUGAAUAUAUUCCAAGAAUCGGAAUCGGUCAGAUUCAGUGUAGACAGAACUGGCAAUAUUCUUCAAAAUGUCAGCCCACGACCAGCCAUAGCUUGUUGGUAAUUCGUUUCUGGAAUAUUUUUGAAUAAGUUUAAAGGCUGUGGACAUUCCAUUUAGAUUUUUGAGUGCGCCAUUAAAGACUGCUCGUUUUUCAGACUGAGUGUAAUUUACGUUAUUGCUAUUUGUACCGAGCGAAGUUUCAAGGAAUGCAUACAAAUAAUCAGAAUUCUUCGUGCAAGUCAAAGCAUUGAUCAGUCUUGAUUUAUAUCGUGAUUCCGAUGGUUGAUAAAGUUUGUUCAUUCUGUUGUAAAUAUUGAUGAAUUCAUCUUGAUCCUCUGUGUGCCUAAAAUAGUUGCAUAGAAUUUCUUCUUCCAAGCCUGGUGGGAUUCUUUGUUCUCCUUUUACAUCCUUGGCACCAAACUUGAUUGCAUCUCUAAUACAAUCUUGAUUUCCAGAAUUACAAGCUAUAGCAUUAGCUAAUUGUCUUUCAUAACGAACUGGAACUUCUUCUUUUGGAAUUGUUUCUUUGUCGGACAACUCAUAAUGAUUGUAG
Chironomus riparius is the source of this 7791-nucleotide messenger RNA. Lineage: Eukaryota; Metazoa; Arthropoda; Insecta; Diptera; Chironomidae. The record is from the annotation of a GenBank genome assembly.